Messenger RNA from Sesamum indicum (sesame), 728 nucleotides. NCBI's taxonomy places the organism in Eukaryota, Viridiplantae, Streptophyta, Magnoliopsida, Lamiales, Pedaliaceae. The record is from RefSeq and is a predicted model, not a curated record.
AUCUCUGCGCAUCAAUUCUUCAGGCUUUCUGGCCCUUAUGCUUUUAUACCACAUGGAAUACCCGACCCGUCAAAAUCAGCCCGGAGAAAGGAAAUAUAGCAAUCCACUAAAAUACACCUUCGACGGCCAAUUCUUGCCCGCAACCCCUCCUGAUGAAGAAACACCAGAAAUAACAGAAUCCACGGAUGAAAACUCUGAAACCGGACAAAGCUCUGAAUCCAGCUACCCAGAGCCAGGCCAAGCUGCGGGUCUGGCUGCAAGCCUCCAAGUAAUUGCCAACACCGUGCUGAGGACAGAGCUAGCUGAACUGGAAAUGAUGAAGAAGAGGGAGACUUACCGGCUGGAAGCCCUGAAGCGGCAAGCGGAACUGGAAGAUGAGAUCACUCGGAUGAUGUUGCAGACACAGGCACAGAUUGCUUCAUUUGUUCAUCAGAAUAACUCCAGCAAGAAGAGGAAAAGUUAACAAGCACUUCUGAGACCUAUGUAUGCUGGUUAAACAUAGCAGCCUUCCUCAAUAAAACCAAGAGAUGGAAGAGUUAGUAGAGUUGACUAACCGGAACUAUCUUCAACCAUCAAUCUGCCUUAACAGGAAGCUGGUAACAGGCUCCAGAAGUCUUCAGUUUUUCUCCAAACAAACAUUUUAACUAUGAUAUGAAAGGUUAGGUUGCUUUAGAAAAGGACUCACUCUGGACACAGUUGGUCCAAAUUCUAUCCUUGCAUGCUAAAUA